AGAGCUUUUCCAAAACCUCUGACUUGAACUUGGGAAGAUAGGGGCAUUUUGGUAAUUUUAGGUUCACCCUUAAAGACUUCGUAUGCUCACUUGCGUAAAAAAAAAUCUCUAAUUCAAUUUCGGAUGCUCUGCUUUAUCAAGCUAAAGACACUAACGGCGAGCUCCAAGAACCCUAAUUUCAGAACCGGAUCCCGCUUUGAAGAGAGUAAUUAUUGCCCUGAGAGUGAGAUCCAAAGAGAAUAUGAACAAGCCAAGCUUCUCCAAGUCUCUUUCUCAAGGAAAAAACUGGAAAUCUAAAUCCAUGAGGAUUAUUCCGGAGGAGUUUGAGAGAAGCAUCCCCAAGGCUUUUGAUGAGCAGAGGUUGGUGUUUAGUGUUCGUUGGGAGAAUUCGUGGCAAGUCUGGCUCGAAAGAGACAAAAAGGGUCUGUUUAUGGUAAAACAAGACUGGGAUGAGUUUGUGGAUGACAACCUUUUAGGUCCGAGUGACAUCUUGGUCUUCACACACCAAGACACGAUGCAUAUCGAAGUUCGAAUCUUCAAGAAAGAUGGUAAAGAGGUCUUCUCCGUACCUCUUGUAGUUGAACCCGAAACUGAAACAUUCCAUCAUCAUAAGCAGCCCCAGGAUUCUCACAAGGAGACGACAACCCCUGCAUCUGCAAGUGGAGGAACAGGUACUGGUCGGCGUGGUCGAGUGGCAAAGUGUGCUCAUGUAGAAAACCCUGAGAGAUACCUUGUAAAUCCCAAAAACCCUUACUUUACCAAGACGCUGACGAAGACGAACCAACUUCUGUAUGUAAGCAAUUUGGUGAUUGAAAAGUACGAAUUGGAGUUUGGUCCCAUUAAUUCCGCCAUGUAUUUCCAUCUCCCCGGUGGAGAAAAACAAGAGGGUUUCACUAAGAAUUACGGCAGUUCAUAUUGUUUCCUUGGAUGGGCAAAUGUGUGUCAAACCUGUAACCUGAAAGAAGGAGACACUGUUGUUUGUGAGCUUGAACUCUCGGGACGUGUGGUUGCAGCUGUUAGAGUUCACCUCCCACGCGCCCUCACGUGCGCGAAUGAGAUACUAAGCCAAGAGGUUCUAUCGGCAGCUGUACGGAUUCAUCCGAUUGGGCGACAAUUCACAGGAGGACCGAGAGCUGUGAAGAAAGUGUUAUAUAGAUUCGAGGGACAUGGAUUGUCAUCAUCAGUUGAGAAGAAACAAAGAAUGAGAUGUAGAGUCAGCUCAAACCCUACUGAAACUGAAGAAGAUUCUGCCACAAAGACCAAGAAGACGACGCCGUUUGGAUACACGAGGAAGGACGUUCUGUUGAUAGGAGUGGGAGUGACUGCACUUGGUAUCGGCCUAGAGAGUGGGCUUGAGUAUGUGGGAGUAGACCCGUUGCAAGCAGGUAAUGCUGUACAGCUGAUACUUGUGUUAGGCUUGACAUUGGGUUGGAUUUCUACUUAUAUCUUUCGAGUUGGUAACAAGGAGAUGACUUAUGCUCAGCAGCUUCGUGACUACGAGUCUCAAGUCAUGCAGAAACGGCUGGAGAGCUUAUCGGAGGCGGAGUUAGAAGCAUUGAUGGAACAGGUUGAUGAAGAGAAGAGACAGGUUGAG
This is a messenger RNA of Thlaspi arvense, 1594 nucleotides long. Lineage: Eukaryota; Viridiplantae; Streptophyta; Magnoliopsida; Brassicales; Brassicaceae. The record is from the annotation of a GenBank genome assembly.